UGUUUAUUUAAAGUUUACGUACAAAAAUGCUAAAACAAAAAUUUAUUUCAAAUUUCAGUCGUUUAUUACCGAAUAAUGAGAAAAUAUUGAGUCAGGUUUCGUUUAAGGGCGAUGGGAAAAUUAUCGACCGAAGCGCUUCACUUGUCGUUGUCAUCCGUGAGUUUGUGCGAGAACGUCGUGACAUAACGUACUUUUAUUCUACAAAUAAAAUGUCGAAAUACCGAAUUGUUAUGGUUCGCCAUGGCGAAAGUGAAUGGAAUCAAUUGAACUUGUUCUGCGGAUGGUACGAUGCUGGUUUAUCCGAAAAAGGAAAGAGUGAAGCUGCUGCCGCAGGAAAAGCAUUAAAAGAUGCAGGAUAUAAAUUCGAUUGUGCUCAUACUUCGGUGUUAACUCGAGCUCAAGUGACACUGCAAUCAAUUCUCAAGGAAAUUGGUCAGGAGAGUAUUCCAAUUCAUAAAACUUGGCGUUUAAAUGAACGUCACUAUGGUGGAUUAACAGGAAUGAAUAAAGCAGAAACUGCUGCCAAGUACGGCGAAGAACAGGUGCAAAUUUGGAGGAGAUCCUUUGACACUCCACCACCACCAAUGGAGCCGGAUCACAAAUACUAUGACAAUAUUGUCAAAGAUGCAAGAUACGCCGAUGGACCAAAACCCGAGGAAUUUCCCAAAUUCGAGUCACUUAAAUUAACAAUUGAGAGAACAUUGCCCUACUGGAACGAUACCAUCAUUCCACAACUCAAGGAAGGAAAGCAAAUUAUUAUCGCUGCUCAUGGAAACAGUCUACGGGGAAUUGUCAAACAUCUUGAUCAGAUGAGCAACGAUCAAAUUAUGGGACUGAAUCUUCCAACGGGUAUUCCAUUUGUUUACGAACUAGAUGCGAAUUUUAAACCUGUAGUUUCUAUGAAAUUCUUGGGUGACGAAGAGACUGUUAAAGCUGCGAUCGCAGCGGUUGCUGCGCAGGGAAAAGCUAAAUAAUUUCUUUAAAUUGUAUUUGUGUAAAAAACUACCACUUAUUGCGAUUGAUUCACCAGUUAGCAGAAUGUACAUUUUUUAAUUUAUAUUUAAUUUAUAGGUUACAAAAGACAAAGAAAUUGUAUAAAAGAAAACUACUUUUCGUUUUCCACGUCAGCUUUCAAAAUAUUCGGAAUUUAUUUUCCUUAAAACUUUGAAUUCUGUUGUACAUAAAAUCUAAACUUGUAAAAUUGAAAUAUUACAAAUUAAAACAUGUUAAAUGUGCAUUGUAAAAAAUGUCACUUAUUAAAAAAUGGAAUGACAAAUAAAAAUUACUUU
Messenger RNA from Leptopilina heterotoma, 1289 nucleotides. It is a transcript of the gene Pglym78, whose product is annotated as phosphoglycerate mutase 2. Gene Ontology annotation, biological process: glycolytic process. The transcript has 3 exons. The coding region runs from base 27 to 974 and encodes 315 amino acids. The record is from RefSeq and is a predicted model, not a curated record. Gene Ontology annotation, molecular function: intramolecular phosphotransferase activity. Lineage: Eukaryota; Metazoa; Arthropoda; Insecta; Hymenoptera; Figitidae.